Molecule: messenger RNA, 2086 nt
Organism: Myodes glareolus (Bank vole)
Lineage: Eukaryota; Metazoa; Chordata; Mammalia; Rodentia; Cricetidae
Source: RefSeq, a predicted model, not a curated record
UCUCAGGCCUAGAACUUCAAAGAGUUGGGCGCGCACGCACGAAGCAGACCCUGGUCUGACCCACGUCGGAAUUCUGAGUUGACAAGGAGCGUAGAUCCGUGCCUGGAGUCGCGGCGUUUCCAGGCAAACUUCCAGGCAGGUGAGACAGCUCUCAGUUCGUAGGACACUCCCCCGCUCCAGGCUGAGCGAGAAGUCUGCCUGUGAUUCACUGGAAAGUUUUCUGCCAAACUGGUAACGCGCACCGGGCUGCACACUCAAAGUGAGGAUCCUGAAAGCGCCCGGGAGACCCGGGAGUGGGAAGCUGGCCGAGGGCGUGAGCUGAGAGGUUGGGAAAACCUCGCUUCCUUCCUCCUUCCCUCCUCCGCCCGACACUGGGCUGGGCGACCGGGAGCUGCGGGUGGAGAAAAAGCGACCGCCUGCGCGCACAGGAAGACCUCUAUCUGCCCAGUCCACCCAGAAUGCCCGGCAUUUGAAGAGAGUCAUCGCCUGAGUAUCUGCUGAGGAUUUUUUUUUUUUUUUUUUUUUUUUACUGUGGCGUCAAAGAGUUUCUUUGGUGUGAGGAAGGAGCGUCUGUCACCAAUACGGUUUUGUAAUUUCCUCUUCUAGCUUUGAGCCGGGUCUUGCCCCUUUCUGCUACCAUGAUGGCCCAGUCCAAGGCCAACGGCUCACACUACGCGCUGACGGCCAUCGGCCUGGGGAUGCUGGUCCUCGGCGUCAUCAUGGCCAUGUGGAACCUGGUCCCUGGCUUCAGCGCUGCGGAUAAGCCAGCGGCGCAGGGCAACAAGACAGAAGGAGGCAGUGGCAUCCUCAAGAGCAAGACGUUCUCGGUGGCCUACGUGCUGGUUGGUGCGGGCGUGAUGCUGCUGCUGCUGUCCAUCUGCCUGAGCAUCCGGGACAGGAGGAAGCUGCGGCAGAGCGAGGAACUGGCCCAUAUCCAGCAGCAGGCGGGAGCUGUGCCUCCCACGCAGGAGGAAGACAGCCAGGAGGAGGAGGACGAGGAGGCCUCCUCACGGUACUAUGUCCCCAGCUACGAGGAAGUGAUGAACACAGGCUACUCGGAAACCAGAGGACAGGAGCAGAACCCCAGACUAAGUAUCUCUCUCCCCUCCUAUGAGUCACUGACGGGACUCGACGAGACGACCCCCACAAGUACCAGGGCGGAGACGGAGGCCAGUCCAGGGCAUGCUCCCGACAGACAAAACUCCAAGCUGGCCAAACGCCUGAAACCACUGAAAGUUCGAAGGAUUAAAUCUGAAAAGCUUCACCUCAAAGACUUCAGGAUCAACCUCCCAGAAAAGAACGUCCCUCCUCCUUCUAUUGAGCCUUUAACUCCUCCACCUCAGUAUGAUGAAGUCCAGGCGAAGGCCCCUGAUGCCCGGCCUCCCGACUGAAUGACCCUUCUGACAUCACUCCCUCCUGUCUCACCCUCCUCACCAACAGACUGCGCCGAAGCCACUUCAGCCAGAGAGGGGUCAGGACACACUUAGCCACUGUGAUGGGGAAUCUGGGGAGAGGGAGUUACUAAGGACGGUUCACAGAGCCCCACGUAGCGGGAGCACCAGGAGGAUGCUGAGGGCUUGUGACACUGUGGACCACAACAAGGUGUGUGGCCUUGGCAAUCCCCUCCACCUUCCUUCCCAACUCGGGAUGGCUGGCGACACACUCCUUGUCUGAGAUGGGAUAGGAUCCCUAGUGAUCGGUGUAGACCGAGGUUGUCUCCUCCAAGCUUUCCACCACAGCUGCUGUGUUUCAAAAAGAAACCAAGUGUUUUGCUUGCUUUCUCCACUGGAGCCUUGAACAGGCGGGGACAUCGGUUCAGCUUUGGCCCAAAGGAUAACAGAACUGUCUUGUGAAUACAAUGAGAUCAUGUGGGGGUGAGUGGUGCGGGAGGCCCCUAGGGGCUCCUGGUGCUGUCGGUUCUUUGAGGGUCCAGGGCCUGAUGACCUUCAGCGUGUGGCACGUGAGGUGGUUGUCUGAAUCAGUUCACUGGUCUCCCGUGGCAAGCGAGAAAAAGCUGCUGUUCGUGUCUUCUUGGAGGUCAUGCGGCUGGGUGUUUUAUAAUAAAGUGUUUUAUAUGUGUGUAGCA